UGUGACUGAAUUCACGCAUGCGUGCUAGGUGUGAAGAUAUUUUUAAAAAUGGCGUCGGAUACUAGCAGCGACGUUAGCCAUGCGCUCGGUUUGAAAACACCAAAAACUCUUAAAGCUGCGGUCUGGCAGCAUUUUGGUUUCAGAACGGACAAAGAGAAAGGUCAGCUUGACAAAAGCAAAGUGAUUUGCAAGGCAUGCCAAAUGGAGGUGAAAUAUUGCGGAAAUACAACCAAUCUCAACAAUCACAUUUUGCGACAUCACCAAGAUCUUGCGUGCAAGCCGUCCACUGGUCUGCAGCAGAUGAAAAUCAAGGAAUCACUACAACUACCGGCUAAUUCUACACGUUCUCACAAAAUAACCGAGACGAUAGCGGGCUUUAUUUGCAAGGAUAUGCGCCCAUAUUCUGUCGUUGAAAACGAGGGCUUCAAGCGGCUAAUGAAAGUAGCGGAGCCACAAUAUGUUAUGGUUUCGCGCAAACGUCUUUCCGAAGAAGUCAUCCCAAACAUGUACCAGUCGGUGAAAGAAAAUGUGAAAAGUAAGCUUCAGUCAGCAGAGAGAGUGGGCAUUACAACGGAUACCUGGACAUCUGUGGCUACGGAAUCGUACAUGAGUUUGACGACACACUACAUUGACGAGGAGUGGAACCUCAACUCGUACGUAUUACAGACCACAGAAGUUGAAACUGACCAUCGUUCUGCCAGUCUAGCAGAAAUGUUGACCGCAGCGAUAGAGGAGUGGGGGCUGAUGAGCAAAGAUCCUGCUAUGGUGACCGACAAUGCAGCUAAUAUGAUUCGUGCUGUUGAGAUGAUGGGGUUAACACACAUUGGCUGUUUUGCACACAUCAUAAACCUCGCCUCACAAACCGGUCUCAAACUCCCAAAUAUUGCACGCCUGCUUGGGAGAGUGAGGCACAUUGUAACGUUCUUCCAUCGCAGCACAACAGCUAGCCGCAUCUUGAAAGAAAAGCAGAAACUAUUGCAGCUUAAACAACACAAGCUCACAAUUGAUGUUGUGACCAGAUGGAAUAGUGCACUGGAAAUGCUGGAACGUUUUCUGAAGCAGCAGCCUGCUAUCUCUGCUGCUCUGCUCUCACCUGAAGUCCGCAGAAAUGAAAAAGAUUUGUGCAGUCUGAAAGAGGAAGACAUAACUGAUGCUGAAGACGUGGUCAGAGCUCUGAAGCCAAUGAAAAAAGCUACUGAAGUCAUGUCAGAAGAAAAGUCACCAACUCUCAAUGAUCGCACCCCUGCGUGCUCUAUUGCUGAAGGAGAUGACCAGCCUCCCAGAAGACUCCAAAGUUGUUAAGGAUAUGAAGAAUGAGAUCAAGAAAAACCUGAGCACAAGGUAUGUGAACCAGACGGCCAUGCUGCAUGCCGCCUCAGCUGUUGAUCCACGCUUCAAAGCCCUGCCAUUUCUGGGUGAGGAGGAGCGAGAGCACACCUUCUCCAGGCUCCAGGCUGAGGCAGUGGGUGGGAUGGAGGAAGAAGCAUCUUAUCAAGAUGAAGUUGAUGAAAUGGAGGAAGAGGAGGAAAACAACCCCCCUGCACCUAACCCCAAGCAAUCCAGUGCUUUGGAGUCUCUCCUUGGGGAAGCCUACAGACCAAGAGAGGAGAGGGGACAUGCAAAGAAAACUCUUGCAGAGGUGGCAGAAGAGGAGAUCAAGAGGUACAGGGCGAGGAGACCUGCAGGACUGCAGGACAAUCCUCUGGUCUGGUGGAGGGAGAAUGAAAAAGAGUAUCCUCUUUUGGCUCGCAUGGCUAAGCGAUAUCUCUGUGUCCCUGGGACCAGUGUCGCAUCUGAGAGGGUUUUUUCAACUGCAGGUGAUAUAAUCACUGCAAAAAGAAGCUGUCUCACCCCUGGUCAUGUGAAUCAGCUACUUUUCCUGCAGAAGAAUCUUACCAUUCCCAAGUGAUGUUCAUAAGAGGACAGUUUACACAGUCUGUAUUUAGUCAAGUUUAAUUUCCUGCUCAAUUUUGUUUGUACAUUAAUAUGGAAUGCCUUUCAGUUUUCACUUUUCACAAGUUUACAUUUUUGUACUUUAACGGCAUUUGAAUGUUUCUGGAUACUUGAAGUGUUUAAGUUUUUGCACAAGACUGUGAAACUGUUGUUUAAGGUUCUGUACCUUUUAAUUUCUAUUUGCACAAAGUAAAACGAAAGCCGUUAAUUUU
This is a messenger RNA of Nothobranchius furzeri (turquoise killifish), 2165 nucleotides long. Its product is annotated as E3 SUMO-protein ligase ZBED1-like. Gene Ontology annotation, molecular function: protein dimerization activity; DNA binding. NCBI's taxonomy places the organism in Eukaryota, Metazoa, Chordata, Actinopteri, Cyprinodontiformes, Nothobranchiidae. The record is from RefSeq and is a predicted model, not a curated record.